Molecule: messenger RNA, 1125 nt
Organism: Penicillium cosmopolitanum
Lineage: Eukaryota; Fungi; Ascomycota; Eurotiomycetes; Eurotiales; Aspergillaceae
Exons: 1
Coding region: 1-1125 (374 amino acids)
Molecular function (GO): hydrolase activity
Source: RefSeq, a predicted model, not a curated record
AUGGAGGAAACGCCCAUUCUAUCCCCGGCCCGGGCCCAACUCGCAAAGAAAGCAGGCAGGUAUCGCAUGCUGGCGUCGAUUCUCUCUGGCCUGGACCGAUACCUCUCCUUCCCAUCCCCACCUCGCCCCUGUCUAAACAUCUCCAUUCCCUCAACAAUCAGCCAAACCCCGGGCUCCAUCCAGCUUUACUUCUACACAGCCACGGGCAAAGACCUCUCCCCCGAUUCACAAUCCACGAAACGGCCCGUCCUCAUCAACUUCCACGGCGGCGGUUUCACAAUCGGCCAUGCCGUCGACGACGCGCGCUGGUUCCGGAAAGUACUCCAGGGCUAUCCCGAUGCCGUAGUCGUCAGUGUAGGCUACCGACUCGCACCAGAACACCCAUACCCGACCGCAAUUCAAGACAGCACAGACGCAGUCCUCUGGCUAUGGAAAAAUGCCGAACAACAUAAUCUCGACCGAACCCGCUUCGUCUUAAGCGGCGAUAGCGCUGGGGGGAAUUUAUCCCUGACAGUUCCUCUAAUGUUAUACAACGAACGCGUGAAGCUACAGCAGCAGCAACAUCAACAGCAAAGCCCAAACAGCGAACAAGAGAAAGCGACAGAGGAGGAAGAAGUCCCGAUUUCAAGAUUAGCCGGUCUGAUCACCUUCUACCCUCCGACUAACUGGACUCGAACGCGUGAACAGCGCAACGCGACGAACCCAAUCGCUGCCCGGAAAUCCAUGAUUAAGCCGAACGUUUUCAAGCUUUUCGAUGACUCUUAUCUUGAUCCGGAGAGUUUGCCUUACACGUCUGCUGGUGCUGACGGUGAAUCGAAGGUGGUUGAGAUGUCGCAUCCUUAUCUCUCGCCUGGUCUGACGCCAACGACGCUCUUGCUGGCGGCGUAUCCGCGCAACGUUGCUAUCUAUACGUGUGGUUGGGACCAGUUACUGGUGGAGGGUAAUGAGUUUCGGGAACGAUUGCGCCUUUUGGCUGUUGAGGGGCAGAUGGCGCAUGUUGGGGGUAUGGUGAUUGAGGAUGUUGUGCAUGGGUUUGAUAAGAAGCCUUCUUUUGUGAUGGGGAAUAAGACUCGGGAUCGCAUGUAUGGGGAUGCGGUGAGGCAGUUGGGGGUUAUGUGGGAUUAG